AAGGCUGCUGUGACAGUAUUAUUUAUUAGAAAGUUUGCUGCAAUUAAUUAUUAACUGAAAUCAAUGUCGAAAAGUUGAAAGUGUUUUAUAUAAAUCUACGACAAGAUGAAGUUGUGGUUAGUUAUAAUUCACAUUAUUUUGGUUGCAACAAAUAUAUGGGUCACGGCACAUUUUCAUGAUGAACUUCCCGAAGAUAAUGAAUUUGCAGAAUUUGAAGAUUUUGAAGAGUCAAAUAAUAAUCAAGAUUUUGAAGAAGAAGAUGUUUUAAUUGUUGAUGGUGAUAGUGAAUUUGAUCAUUUCCAAGAUGAAGAAGAAUUUGAAGGGUUAGAUGUAGCUGGUGGAAACACAGGGCCAAAGAAUGAUGAACCAUCUACUUUAACAAUUACAAAAAUACCACUUCAUUUGCGUGCAAGAUGGGACAGCUUUUACUUAGAAAUACUAAUGGUCAUUGGAUUAUUAGUAUAUUUCAUUAAUUAUAUAGCUGGACGUUCUAAAAAUGCCCAUAUGGCAGAAAUAUGGCUUAUGGAACAUAAGCAGUUUUUGCUAGAUAAUUUUUCCCUUGUUGGUGAUACAGGAAAAUCAAAUGAAGACACAUCUGAAAAUGGCUUAGUAAAAGAAAGUCAAUCUCAUUAUAGUUUGUAUUGUUCAGGGCGAGUUGGAUGUGAUUCUAUGUUAAUUGAAUUAAAAUUGAUUAAAAGGCAAGAUUUAGUUGCAGUAUUAGCGCAACUUGUACGGCCUCAAAAUGAUCAAGCCCACAUACGUGUAGAAUUAGCAAAAGAUGAAGCAGAUACUUUUGUAUUAGCAGUAGCUACAAAAAGGACUGCAAUGCAUUUAGUACGUGAUAUGGCUGAUAUUAGUGUUUAUUGUCCAGAAAAAAGACCAGGAGAAAAAUUUGGUCUUCCAUCAGGUUUUUACGUAAUGUCUGAAAUUGCUGAAGCAGCAUUAGCUAUUUUAGAUACAAAAGUUUUACAAGCAUUUUCAAAGUUUGCACCAUAUAUAGAUUAUAUACACAUUAGUGAUCAGUUUAGUGGUCCAAAACAACAAGAAGAUACAACUCAAUUAACAAUGCCUGAAGUAAAGAGAGUUUUACUUGUUGGAUUAAAUAUAAGUCUUAAAGGACGCAUUACUAAUGCAGAGGGUCAAGAAAAAUUAAAGCUUCUUCUGCAAUUAACCUUUUACUUGCUAGAUAAACUGCGACGUUUUAAAUUAUCUAAAGAGGGUAAAACUAAAGCAGAUAAAAAUAGAUUAAGAGUGGAAGAAGCAUUCUUAAAAACAACUCAUGCAGCUAGAGCUGAAGCAGCUGCACAAAGAAGAGAAGAACGUCGUAGAGCUGAAAAAGAACGUAUAUUACAAGAAGAAGACCCUGAUAAACAACGAAAGUGGGAAGAAAAAGAACAACGAAGACUUGCUAAGAAACGUGCACCUAGAAUGAAGCAGCUUAAGGUGAAAGCAUUAUGACCAAACUAAAAUUAAUUAUAGAGAACUUGUUGAACCUUCUAAAGAGCCAUAAAUUGCUCGAUUGAACUGCCCACGUAAUUUGGUUUACAUAGUAAAGCUAUAUUUUAAUUAUCUUUACACAUCUU
Habropoda laboriosa is the source of this 1583-nucleotide messenger RNA. Its product is annotated as coiled-coil domain-containing protein 47. Gene Ontology annotation, molecular function: calcium ion binding. Gene Ontology annotation, biological process: endoplasmic reticulum calcium ion homeostasis. The coding region runs from base 106 to 1458 and encodes 450 amino acids. Gene Ontology annotation, cellular component: endoplasmic reticulum. The transcript is spliced from 4 exons. Lineage: Eukaryota; Metazoa; Arthropoda; Insecta; Hymenoptera; Apidae. The record is from RefSeq and is a predicted model, not a curated record.